AUGUCGAAUAUAAAGAUGAAUCAGCCUCUCCUUGGUAUAGGGGUAAACCCCUCAGGGCGUCGUAUUCGGCUCUCUCAGUGGAGGUCAAAAGUUUUGGAGGAACGCAGUUUUAAUAUUUAUCCUACGUCCAAAUUGUGGUUCAGCUUUAACCACGUCCUGGACCGCAGUUAUCUAUGCGGCUUCAGAUCGGAGUUGAAUAUGUUUGGGUAUAAAGGUGAAUUAGUAAUAGCAAUAUCGCCAAAGCAACUCAGUGGCCUGCGACUGGUAUCAGAUAGCGAGGGUUUUAUAGCUUUACAAGUAAAGAACACCUUCUGGGAAGAGCAUUGGCACGGAUCUACCCUCGACUCGGAUGACCUGGUAUUUGCUCAGAUUGAAUGGCCCGUCGGUUACACUGUCAGGAUUGUCGCCUCAUUUGAUGCCUUCAAAAUUCACGAAGUAUCUAUAGAUCAUAGUGCGAGUCUGCCUCAACACCAAUCUAUGUCGUGGAAAUCUAGGCUGCCGCCUAACGACUUAAUACCAGUCGUUCUAACAGGUGGAGUCUCUGUUAACGACAUCAACGACGCCGUAGAGGGGUAG
Messenger RNA from Nannizzia gypsea CBS 118893, 576 nucleotides. RefSeq lists its product as hypothetical. NCBI's taxonomy places the organism in Eukaryota, Fungi, Ascomycota, Eurotiomycetes, Onygenales, Arthrodermataceae. Bases 1 to 576 code for a protein of 191 amino acids. The transcript has 3 exons. The record is from RefSeq and is a predicted model, not a curated record.